AUGUACACAAACAUCUCAGGCGAAAAGGCAAUCACCGCCUUGCUAGACGUAUUAGAACGAGAGGAGUAUAUCCUGGAAGCAGAGCGGAUAUGGAAGGAGUCGUUAACACGAUUAAUCAACCUGACAGUAAGUACCACAUAUUUUACAUCCAACGGCGAUAUCUAUAGCCAAAUGUUUGGACUGCCGAUGGAACCUCCACUCUCACCUCUUUUGGACAGAUUGGAGGAAUUCGAGAAGUUACCGCUGCAACCAAGAGUGCUUAUGCGAUAUCUGGACGACUAUUUUGCACUUUGGUUGCAUGGUAAGAAAAAUUUUGAUGAGUUCCCUAAUUUUUUAAACAAACUCGAUGGAAGGUGGAGAAGAAUAAACGACUACUCUUCCUGGAUAUUGAGGUCAUUUGCUCGAACAUAA
This is a messenger RNA of Protopolystoma xenopodis, 411 nucleotides long. Lineage: Eukaryota; Metazoa; Platyhelminthes; Monogenea; Polystomatidea; Polystomatidae. The record is from the annotation of a GenBank genome assembly.